ACCGUUUCUUUCUUGCUGUACCCUAACGUGAUCUCUCUGGAUAUAUGCCUAGUUUCUCUUGUCUUGCUUGAGCUUGGUGAUUUCUGUUUAUCGGUGUCUCUGCAGUGUUUCCCCUAUCUUGUUGGCAAUAACUUGCUUCUUUAUCACUUCAAAGUCAGCCUUGUUAAAGUCAUUUUACUUUGCGUUUGGUACGCUUAUUAUAUUUGGGGUUGUGGUGAUUCUUAUAAAAUUUAUAUAAAGCGUUUUGUAGACUACCAAGUAUUUGAAUUAGGGUAUUUGUUGUAAUCAGAUAUUCUGCAUGGAGUAGGUCAGAUCGUUUCCUAAAUCUUCAUUCUUCAUGAAGGUAAUUUGCAUAAAGGACUUGGCGUGGGAAUAUAUUUAGAUUACACUGACUUUGAAAUUACGGUUUCAGUGAAACCUGAAACAUCUCUUAAAGUGUAAUCCCUAAAUCUUUUUGCAAUUUGGAGAGUUCCUGUUUUUUCUUCUCUAGCCCCCAUUUAAGAAAGCCUCUUUCAUUUUCACCAGAUUUCAGUUAAUUAUCCCUACUGCAGAGGUGGUCUUCCAUCACCAUCUAAUGAAUUAAGUCUGGAGGGAGUGGAUGAAUACAAAACAGGUUCUGCUACUUCUGGUUGAGGACUUUGUAUCUUUGCUAAAGUCAGUGAUGUGAAAAGACCUGUCAUGGAUGAUAUUGCUGAUAGGGUGAGGAUGGAUGCCGGCGAAGUGACGUUAGUGAACCACAACUCCAUAUUCAAAACCCACUUCCUGCAACAAACAGCUUUUUCAGAGGACCAGCUUUUACUUUCUGACCAGCAGAUUACACCUUCCAGGCAAGAAAAUUUGGACCCAUCUUUUACAUGUUCCAUAAGAAGCGAAGCUUAUAAUCCAAAUUAUUACUCAGGAUUCUUUGUCAGCAAGAUGAGAUCUCCUCCCCUAAAAAGACAUAACCCUUCCUCAGACAGUUUUCUUGGCUCUGGCGACUUAAGACCCUUCGGCCAGAGUGCCAAUGGCCAGUGGAGAAAUUCCACUCCAGCAUCAAGUUCAACUCUACAGAAAUCAAGAAACAGCAGAAGUCUUUACCUCGAAACCCGAAAGACCUCAAGUGGAUUAUCAAGCACUUUUAUGGGAAAGUCGAACCAUCACUGCCAUGCAUCUGCAUAUGAAAAAUCUUUUCCUAUUAAGCCUGUUCCAAGUCCAUCUUGGAGUGGUUCAUGUCGUCGAAGCCUUUUGAGUCCCAAGAAAACACAGAGGCGACACGUUAGUACAGCAGAAGAGACUGUUCAAGAAGAAGAAAGAGAGAUUUAUCGGCAGCUGCUACAGAUGGUCACAGGCAAACAGUUUUCUGUAGCCAAACCCACCACACAUUUUCCUUUACACCUGUCUCGAUGUCUUAGUUCCAGUAAGAAUACUUUGAAAGACUCACUGUAUAAAAAUGGAAAUUCUUGCACAUCUCAGAUCAUUAGCUCUGAUACUUCAUCAUCUGGAUCUGCCAGCAUUUUAACUGCCCAGGAACAGCUGUCCCAUGGUGUAUAUUCUCUGCCAUCUUAUACCCCUGAUGUUGCAUUUGGAUCCAAAGAUUCUGAUCCUCUCUGUCAACCUCACCAUCAUCACUCUCUUUCUCAUCAAUCAGAUAACCUACCAUCUUCAAAUACACAAUCCGAAGGAUCAGACUCUGUGAUUUUACUCAAAGUGAAAGAUUCCCAGACUCCAACUCCCAGUCCUACUUUCUUCCAGGCAGAGUUGUGGAUCAAAGAAUUAACUAGUGUUUAUGAUUCUCGAGCUCGGGAAAGAUUGCGCCAAAUUGAAGAGCAGAAAGCACUUGCAUUACAGCUUCAAAACCAGAGAUUGCAGGAGCAGGAACAUUCAGUACAUGAUUCAGUAGAACUGCAUCUUCGUGUACCUCUUGAAAAGGAAAUCCCUGUCACGGUUGCCCAAGAAACAGUUAAAAAAGGUCAUAAAUUAACUGAUAGUGAAGAUGAAUUUCCUGAAAUUACAGAGGAAAUGGAGAAAGAAAUAAAGAAUGUAUUUCGUAAUGGGAACCAGGAUGAAGUUCUCAGUGAAGCGUUCCGCUUAACCAUUACACGCAAAGAUAUUCAAACUUUAAACCAUCUCAACUGGCUCAAUGAUGAG
Molecule: messenger RNA, 2127 nt
Organism: Tupaia belangeri chinensis (Chinese tree shrew)
Lineage: Eukaryota; Metazoa; Chordata; Mammalia; Scandentia; Tupaiidae
Product: sentrin-specific protease 1
Biological process (GO): protein desumoylation; proteolysis
Cellular component (GO): nucleus
Molecular function (GO): deSUMOylase activity
Source: RefSeq, a predicted model, not a curated record